Molecule: messenger RNA, 1727 nt
Organism: Carcharodon carcharias (great white shark)
Lineage: Eukaryota; Metazoa; Chordata; Chondrichthyes; Lamniformes; Lamnidae
Gene: timm21
Product: translocase of inner mitochondrial membrane 21
Exons: 7
Coding region: 66-752 (228 amino acids)
Biological process (GO): protein import into mitochondrial matrix
Cellular component (GO): TIM23 mitochondrial import inner membrane translocase complex
Source: RefSeq, a predicted model, not a curated record
UGUCCCACUGAUCUUUUCAAACUUCGAUUCAGUUGAAGUGAGGUAGCAACAUAUUCGGGGAAUAAAUGGCCAACGUUUCUUUUUUGCGAGCGAUGUACGUACACAGAGUAGGGCUGGCGUCCCAGCAGUAUAGAACGCAACUCCGGCUGCAGUACUCUGCAGUGUCCGAAAUCUGUAAGUCGCAUUUCGGAAGGCCCGGAAAUGCAGCAGUCAGAGCUAGUCUGCUGCAAAAACUGAAUGCAUUUUAUUGUGUUGGCUCAGCUCCCAGUCGGUGUAUUUUUAUCGAGUCCAGACUGAGAAAUCGAGUUCCAGAGAGGAAGCAAGACAACAAAGUAUCUUUAAAAAGGAGUGCGCCACCCGCAUCAACAACUCAGAAAGUAAAGGAAGCUGGAAAAGACCUUACCUAUCUUCUAGUGGUCUUGGUUGGGAUUGGUAUAACAGGUGGAUUAUUCUAUGUAAUAUUUAAAGAGCUGUUUUCCUCCUCAAGUCCCAGCAAAAUAUAUGGAGACGCCCUGAAGAAGUGUAGAGCCCACCCCGAGAUAAUUGGAGCACUGGGAGAACCUAUAAAAGGUUAUGGAGAGACAUCUCGACGCGGUAGAAGACGACAUGUCAGUCAUGUGGAAUACGUGAAGGAUGGUGUGAAGCAUAUUCAAAUCAAAUUUUACAUUGAGGGCUCCGAACCCAUAAAAGGAACAGUGCACUUGGAUGCAAAAGAGAACCCCGAAAGUGGAAGGUCAACCAUAGGACCAUAGAGCCAUGCCACCCUGGGGGACAUCAGCCCACCUCUAAAGAGGAGGAGGAGAGGACCUCAGAGAGUACAGCAUCACAUCCUUGCCCCCAGCCUGCACCAAUCCUGAUACUUUCAUUUCGGUGGAUAUGCGCAGGAUGGUGGAUUCAGGGUCAUAACCUGCUUCGAGCAUCACACAAGCACCUAACCAGCUACCAGAGGUUGUGACAACUGAGACUUCUGACAGUCAGAGCAGGGUGGGAGAUCAGGCACAUGCUGAGAAGCAGGCUGAUGAUGAGUCUUUGGAGUUGACCAUAAGGCAACAGUAGCUGGAAGUUCUAUGUGAAGAGCAUGAUGAUCAGGCAGAGUUUCCAGAGGGUAUACAUGCUUUGGCUCAGACAGCGGAGAAGUCCACCCAGGCCAUGUGUGCUGCAAUCUUCCUCUCAUCUGUGCCCAAGGUCACCUCCAUCGAAAGAUUGGCAACUCUCAUAGAGAGUCACAUCUGGCAGUCCCUUCGGUGGCAGAUCUGCAUAUCAUCACUUUGUCACUGAGUUCAAGGGAGCUGAUGCAAGAUAAAAAAGAGUGUGAGGCAUCUGAAGUCACCACCAGGUCCAUGUCCAUCUCAGGUGGGCAGGGAGGUACAACUGUGCCUUUCAAGGGAAGAGAGGAUGCUGUAUCUAGGGGCACCUCUCUGGGCACUCCGAAUGUGGACAUCCUCAGCCCCUCUGCCAGUGACACUAGUGCCUCAGGUAAUCUCAAUGACAAAGGAGGCUCCUGCACCUGCCAGGCAACCAGAGGACGGCCGCCAAGAUCAUCUCAGGCAUGGGACAGCAAAUUCGGCAGCCUGCUUCCACCACAGCUGGCAGCAAAAGGGGAGCAUCAUGUAGGAGCCGGCAUAGAAAAUUUAAGAAAACACUUUGAAUGAACAUGGACUUCACAGGUGCUAGUUAUAUAUAGGAUUAUUGCAACAGUUAAUGCAAUAAAUGUUGAAUGCCACUUA